Molecule: messenger RNA, 3830 nt
Organism: Myripristis murdjan (pinecone soldierfish)
Lineage: Eukaryota; Metazoa; Chordata; Actinopteri; Holocentriformes; Holocentridae
Gene: pag1
Product: phosphoprotein membrane anchor with glycosphingolipid microdomains 1
Exons: 9
Coding region: 312-1682 (456 amino acids)
Biological process (GO): negative regulation of T cell activation; intracellular signal transduction
Cellular component (GO): membrane raft; plasma membrane
Source: RefSeq, a predicted model, not a curated record
AGCGGAGCGGAGCAGGCUGAGCAGCUCCGUGUGUCCACAAAUGUGCGCAGGGUGAAGAAAGCGGCUCUUUGCUUGCUGUAGCUGUAAUCUUGGUUCCAUAGAGUCUAUAUCAGUUUUAUCCUAUUAGUGCAGCGGCGGAAGCUUCAGCAUCAGGAUAAACGCGCACUCAACAAAUCCAGCGACUUUCAGGUUACCGGGCACUGAAUGCUGAUUUUUGGAUAGUGCUUUGUGGCAAGGCCGACCUGAAUAAUCAUCCAAGGUGUCAAGCCAGCACCUGCUCGAUGUCCUCUCCUCCCACAGUGUGAUGCGUCAUGGCUCCGGUGCUGAGUGGAGUGUGGUGGGGGCCGGAGGCUGGCAUCGUGGGGUCGGGGGCGGCGGCCGCUAGUGGGGUGGCAUCGUGGCUGGGCAGUGGGCAGCUGGUCCUGGUUGGCACCCUGAGCACCCUCAUCGCCCUGGUGCUGCUUUCACUGCUGCUGCUGCUGUGUGCCAGCUGCCAGGGGCAGAAGAAAGCGGCUAAUGGACAUCCAGCAGCAGACCAUGAGAACCUCAUGAAUGGAGUGUCAGAGAGAGAGACGUUCAGCCAAUCAGCAGACAGCCCAGGGACAGACCUGGCCAUCAGCACAACCUCUCACAACGGCCCUCUAACCAGCGGUACAGUUCUGACAGACACCCAGGACACCAGUCCCCAGCCGUCAGAGGAGCUACUCUCCAGCCAAUCAGAGCUCAGGUCCUCCAAGUGUCCUCAGGACCGCGAGCUUCCCAGCAUCCCUCCUAACAGCGCCCUUAUCGGUGACGGGCCCCCAGCCUCAGGGGACGGCACCUAUGAGAUGGUGAAGGAGAUGGCGGUGGCGUCGCGUGACGUCAGCGUGGAAGACUCCCUGUACGAAACGGUGAAAGAGCUCAAAGACCCCCCCGCGCAGCUCGGCCUGCCCAACGGUACCUCCCACCUGAGCCCCGCCGACUCCCCCCAUCACCCCCCCGCUCUGCUCAACGGCCACCUCAGCCCCUGCACCCCUGAGCGGGGGCCCCUGUGCGCCGGGGUGGAGUACGCCUCGGUUGACCUGAAUAAGAAGAGCCGCUACAGCGCCGACAUGGAGGCCAAAAGGCGCUCGGAUAAUGCCGGCGCCCCCCCGCACAGGCCGCCGGAGGAGCCUGAGGACGACUUGCCCCCGCCGGUGCCCGAGAAGGUUCUGGAUGAAAACGACAACCAGCCAGGGAUGGUUAAUGGGGUGGUGGGGGCUGGGCUACACAAUGGAGAGUUACACUCCCCUCUAUCUCCCUCACCAGGGCUCGACAACCACAUUGUGUCAGACAAUGAGUCGGCAGUGUAUUCUACAGUCGACAAACCAAACUGUGGCGAUGCCGUAAACGAGGAAGAGAAAGAGCAUGAUUACAGCAGCAUUGGAGAGAUCAAAGGUCUUGUCCCUGCCUCCUCCUCCAGCGAUCUCUAUGCCACUGUCCGGGAUAUCUACCCCCAGCCUGACAGUCCUCCACCAGGUGAAGAACACCUCUUGGACAACCCGGACCCUGGCUAUGAAACCAUCCGCAUCCCUAAGACUGGUAGCUCGGACGAUGGUCACAGAGCUGGGCUGGGGGCGGAGGGGUUGGACGCCGCCAAGGCAGAGCCUGACUAUGAGAGUGUCGCAGAGUUGGGCCUGAACCGGGAAACGUCCCGCCUCUGACUGUACUCUUCUUCAUCUGUGGCAGUUGUUGUGAAAAGCUCAUGAAGGUGGUGUCUCCGAACAGAUCUUACGGACUAUAUUCCAGGACUUUGAACUUGCUACCAGGCAUGCUGUUGGUGCAUGACUUGGGGAAAUGGCAGAAAUGGCUCACCAUAGCAUCCUGGCUUUUAAUCAUCAUCGCAUGAAUGUCCUCUUUACAACUUGGGUACAUUUGAACAUAUCUGAACUUGACUCUCUUAACAAAAUGAUCAACCAGGGUGAAUGGCACUGUUAUUGGUACUAGCAAAGGAACGUUUAAAUGGUUGUAUCUCAGUCACUGGGCAUUAACCAUGUGCACUUUGGAACAUCACAUUUUCUCCUACAGUAUAUACACUGACAUAUCUUUAACAUUUCACAUCAUAAUUUUGAUUUUAUCAUAUAAGAAGCUGAGAAACUAUGAGUCGACAUUUAAAAUCACUAGGUUAUGUUUAGUUAUUAGCCAUUGUCACGUCAAUAUCCAGUCACAAAACGCUGGGGACACUUUGUCAGUGCCUGUGAUAUCAACAAUACCAAAAACUCAGUGCUGUAGAGUCACUAUUUUCACUUACUCACUUGAAGGUAACGUCAAUUUGGAUACCCCUGCUCCAACAGUGAGUGAUUUUGUAACUUUUAUCAGGUGAGUCAGUUUCUGUAACAGCUAUUAUGCAGGUGUGAGAUGGCAUCUGUUUCCUGGCUGUUCCUUAGAAAUGCCUGUGAAUGGAUUCUUGGCAUGGCACUGGGCAUGGCACGCUAAGGGCUCAGCCAGUCACAUCUGUCCCUGCCUUUACCCGUGACCAGAUAGUUGGUAAGGACAAAGAUAUCAUUUGGCAGAUGAUGGCGAUUAGAGAAACUGACUUUCUGACAUCUUUCCUCGAGGCCAUCCGUGUAAAUUUAUGGAUCCAAAAAAGAAAAUGACUCUGUAACAAAAUGGAAUUAGUCAUCUGCCAAACCACAAUGGAAACAAGGGUUGAAGGAAGGAGGUGCAGCUGCACACAGGGUAGUGGUUCCAAAAUGCAUUUAUAAAAAAGCAUUUUUUAAAUGUUUUACAGUCCAUGUUGACAUUGUAUAAUUCAUAUUUAUUUGAAGACACAUAUUGUGUAAUUGUUAGUUGUUAUGGAGUAUGUCUGUGAAUGCAGAGUGUAUAGGGUUUUAUAAAAGUUGCGUGGAAUUUUGCUAAGAUACUAAAUGAACGGUGGUUUGUGAAGGUGAUGACAGCUGUAAAGGUACACUUUUCCUGAUUUUUUUUUUUUAAGGUUACAUUGUCAAAAAAAAGAGAAGAAAAAUAUGGUGAGACUAUAUUUACAUGUUGUGAUCUCUUAAUCCUGUGAACUACUCAAGUGAGUUUUCAUCCUUUGAACAUUUUGCGCAAGGGUCAAAAAAUAUUCACAAUGUGAUAAAAUGGAAGAGCAAACUUGUACUAGUAGUGCAGCUGUAUUGAUUGUGUAUUUUUUUUUUUUUUGACAUGUUUUUGUUUUUGCUUACUCUACUGUAGGUACGUAUACAGUCUUUAUUCCAGCUGGCAUCCCUGAUGAUUUUAAAGCACAAGGGUUUAAUAUUAUGGUACUGCAUUUGUAUACAGCUUAUCAAAAGCAUCAUCACAGUCCCGUAUCAUACCUGCACAAUUUAAAUAUCCAAUGCUUUGUAACUUAGUAUUAGCACUCUGACAACACCAUAUCUGUAGCUCGUACUGACGACAUGCCAAGCAAGGCUUGUAUAUAGUUAAGAGUACUAUUUUAUUUUCUUGCCAGAAAUUUUAUGUAAGCUUUUACUUAUUUGUACAAUGUCCAGAGUGGUAUUGAUUAUUUUAAAAUAUGCCUGUUAAGAGCACUGAUGUACGUCUGCAAUGUUGCUUUAAGGGAAACCGAAACCUGUUGUCCAGUGGCUUCUGUUGUUUAUCGUAAUUCAAAGUUGUCAAAAACUUUUGGGGUUUGACAAGUAGUAACCAAUCAGAUGUCAAAAAUAUGGUACAAAGUGUUGGUACAUGAAUUUUAACAAACAGUAAGGUUGGUACUUUUAUUAAGAAAAAAAAAAAAAAGAAUUGUCUGAAUAAUGUUUGAUGUUUAGUUAUAAAUACAGUAACAGGGCCAUUGCUUUGUGUAAAUACCUCUUUCAGUGGCAUUUCCCUCUUGC